GGGGGGGGGCUCCGAGCCCGGCCCUUCCCCCUCGGGGCCGUGCUGAGCCGAGCCGGGCAGAGCCGAGACGAACCGAGCCGGGCUGCGCCGAGCCGGGCUGAACGGAGCCGAGCCGCGCUGGGCCGAACCGGGCCGAACCGUGCGGGGAUGAACUGAGCCGGGCUGGGCCGAACCGAACCGAGCCGGGCUGAGCCGAGCCGGGCUGCGCCCCCCCCCCGCCCCCCCCGCCAGCCCCCGCGCAUUGCCACGAGGUGCUGCCAUCCCCACACGCCACCUCACGCAACGGCUGCCCUGGAUGGGGGGAGAUAGCAAGUGAGGAGCCUCUGCCCCGCUCAUGAAUCCCUUCCCAUCCAAGUGGGAUCGGAGCCAGCGCUGGGACCUGGGGGCAGGACGUGCUAUGGAGCCGAGCUUGAGGGGCGCCUGAAGCCAGCAGAAGGACCAGGAUGGGGUGGGGGGACACGGAGCUCCCCAACGUGAGCCUGGCUGCCCGGCCGGACACCUGCUUCGGGGUGGUCAACCUCAGCACCAGCCUCAACGAGACGCAGAAGAAAGCCAUCGCCUCGCCAUGGUUCUCCACUGCCUUCGGCCUCAUCGGCCUCUGCUCCAACCUCUUUGCCCUCUACGUCCUGCUCAGCUCCUCCCGCAAGCUCACCAGCCGGUCCCGCUCCUCCUUCCUCGUCUUCCUCUGUGGGCUGGUGGUCACAGACUUCAUGGGGCUGCUGGUGACGGCCUCGGUCAUCAUCCCUUACCACUUCAUCAAGUUCAACUGGGCUGAGGUGGACCCCGGCUGCCAUCUCUGCAACUUCCUUGGCUUCUCCAUGGUCUUCUUCGGGCAGUGCCCGCUGCUGCUGGGGGCCACCAUGGCCGGCGAGAGGUUCUUCGGCAUCAACCACCCCUUCUCCCGCUCCACCAGCAUCUCCAAGCGCCGUGCGUGGUCCAUCGUGGGGAUGGUGUGGGGCUUCUCCUGCGUGCUAGGGCUGCUGCCGGUGCUGGGGCUGGGCCGCUACACGCUGCAGUACCCCGGCUCCUGGUGCUUCCUCACCCUCCUGCCCGACACCGGCAACGCCGUCUUCUGCCUGCUCUUCGCCCUGCUGGGCAUCUUCUCCGUACUGCUCUCCUUCAUCUUCAACACGGUCAGCGUGGUCACGCUCUGCCGCGUCUACCACGACCGGGAGUCCGUGCAGCGGCGGCGGGACAGCGAGGUGGAGAUGAUGGUGCAGCUCGUGGGCAUCAUGAUCAUUGCCACCAUCUGCUGGAUGCCGCUCCUGAUCUUCAUCAUCCAGACCGUCCUGCAGCAACUGCCGGCCGGGGAGCGCGCCCGGACACUGCCCACGGAGACGCAGAAGCUGCUGCUCAUCUACAUCCGCAUGGUCACCUGGAACCAGAUCCUGGACCCCUGGGUCUACAUCCUGUUCCGCCGCGCCGUGCUGCAGCGCGUGCACCCAGGGCUGCGCACCCGGCCCUCCCUGCUCUCCCUCUACCCCGUCCUCAACCCCUCGCUGCGCCGCAAGCUCGCUCAGGAGGCCCGGCUGCAGUAGUGGGGGGGGGGGCGGGGACGAGCUGGACCCCCCCCCCUCCCCCCGGCCAUGGGAUGUGGGCGCACACAACCAGCGGUGCAGUGGUUUAUUAAUUAGCGGUCACCACGCGUCCGCCCUCCCUGCCCUGAGGCCGGGGGAUGGGGUGCCCGGUGGGGUUUGGGGGGGUGGGAGGCAUGGGGGUGCCCCCCCCCCCCCACACACACACACACACCCCCCCGGGUGACCCCUCCCCAAUAAAGCGCAGCUUGUGCA
Messenger RNA from Cygnus olor (mute swan), 1790 nucleotides. RefSeq names its product thromboxane A2 receptor (gene TBXA2R). The transcript has 4 exons. The coding region runs from base 444 to 1538 and encodes 364 amino acids. The record is from RefSeq and is a predicted model, not a curated record. Gene Ontology annotation, biological process: positive regulation of blood pressure; adenylate cyclase-activating G protein-coupled receptor signaling pathway; positive regulation of cytosolic calcium ion concentration. Gene Ontology annotation, molecular function: thromboxane A2 receptor activity. Gene Ontology annotation, cellular component: plasma membrane. Lineage: Eukaryota; Metazoa; Chordata; Aves; Anseriformes; Anatidae.